UUCAAAAAAUCGACAAUUAUAAAUCAAUAUUUGGAAAAUCGAUCGACUAAUCGACCGCAUACUUUUCCUGCCUCGAAGUGAUUUUGUAGUGCUAAUAUCGCAGUGUUUGUCAAUUUGCUCUAAUUCUCUAGUGUUUAUUUAUUUAUUGUGUUAUAUAUGAACAAGUGCGGUGUUUUUCUUGGAUUUGAAUUUGGAAGUCUUGGAUUUUGAUAACUAUGGAUAAAUUGCGUGCGUAAUCUUAGUGAUAUUAUUUGAUGUAGUGUUAUUGUGACUUGGAGCUACUGUUCGAUUGGUGGAUUUACAGGGUGGAUUGAACGUAAAAAGCGUUGCACGGCUACCGCGCCGGCGAGUAUUAUAUCGAGGGUUUCCACCAAUAGCCGCAACGAACGCUAUCAACGUGGAUAGACGUUGUUCGACGCGCGCGCGGCGCGGUUGGCGUUCCGCGAGGGAUGGAGAUAUAAAAUUACUGAUUAAGUGGUACUGCCACGGCUGGAGAGUUAUCGGGAAAUUCAAGACGUAAAUUCUAUCAGUCUCCAUAAAUACGUAACGAUUAAAUUACCACAAGUUCAACUUAAUGAGGUAUUACACAAUAAAUAAAAAAGAAAAAAUGGCAGAAAAUAUCUUUAAUAGUGAUAGUAAAGAUUCUAGUGAUGAAAAAGAAGUGUGUGCAAAAUCAGGUGAUAGUGAACAACAUAGAAGUGAAGUGAUAGUGAAGUUGGAAGAUGAUGGUGAAGAAGAAGUGAAAACUGUCAGGGAAAACAGAUUGACGAGUAUUAUCGACCAACUGAGGUGCCAGAGUAAACUGAAAGGGAGCCAACGAGACGGUUUCGGCUUUUCUGCUAAUAACGGUGAAGGCGGCGGCGGAGGCGGCGGCGCGCGGCGCUGCGUGCGCGAUGCGGGCUCCCCCGCGCACGCGCCCGCGCCCGCGCCCGCCCCCGCGCCUGCGCCCGCUGCGCCGCACGUCAAAAGCGAGCGGCUUAGCCCGCACGACUCCACCGCCUCCAGAUCCCGCAGCGUGACGCCAUCGACGUCGUCGUACCCGGGCACGCCGCCGGAGCGCGGCAGCCCGCACGCCCUGCCGCCCCCCGCGCCGCACCCGCCGCGCAACUACUCCGACAUCAUGCGCUCGCUCGCCGCGCGCUACAACGCGCACCCUGCUAAUGACUACUUCCACCGCAUGAACGGCUUCGCCGCGGAGUCCCGCGCGCCACCGUCGCCGGCGCAGGUGCCUGUCGACACGGCGGACGCCCCACUCGGCGGGCUGUUCACCAAGCUGGCGAGACAGCAGGGCGGCCCACCUCGGCUGCCGGCCUUCCCUGUCAUGCUGGAUAUGAGCUCCACUAAGACACUGCUGGCGAUAUCCCGAGUGGGUCGCGGCGGGCGCUCGCGUCGCAAGCGCACCGGCGCAGCACCCGAGCACUCGCCACUGGAUCUGUCAGCCGCGGGCGAGAGCGCCGCCAAACGAGCUCGACUCUCCGCUAGCCCCAGCACUAGGAGCGACAGUGACGACCGCGAUGGAGGCUCCAGUGAAGAUCGCAGCAGCGAGUGCCUGUGCGCAGAAGCACGGGCACGGCUGUCCGCGUGGUCAGUCGACGACGUGUGUGAUUUCGUCAGCUCCAUUGACAUCUGUGCAGAAUACGCCUUGAAUUUCCGCGAACAAAGAAUCGACGGAGCCGGCCUUCCUCUGUUGACAGAGGACCACCUAACAGGGAUGCUGCAGAUGAAGCUUGGGCCAGCCCUGAAGCUCAAGGCGGUACUUUCCAGGCGGUUAGAGCCUUGCGCCCAUUGCCAGGCCGCGGCGCCCCUAGUAGCGCCCCAGAACAACAACAUAGCGCCCCGCAUCAACGGUAGCGCCCUCAAAUCAGAGCCUCGUAGUAACACCACCAGCCCCAGUUAGAACGAACUAUUACCCCCAUUUUACUUUUAAAUCCGAUUGUGUUUUGUUUCUGCUUUUCAAUAGCUCAGCGGUACAGAGAAUAAUGAUGGUACGAAGACUUUUACAGUAUGAAAUAACAUUAUAUUUAAUAGUGGUCCUACUGGAUUUUUGUCGAGUAUUUUCCAUAUAUGACUAUUACGUCUAUGGCGGACGAUCAGUGGCGUUAUUCAACGUGAAAAGUCUAGAAUAUUUUAAUAAUACUAAAACUUACCAACUUGUAAAACUUCGUAUUCUCUGUAACGCGGAACUAUUCGUGUACUAAUUAAUCAAAGCAGAAAGCAAUGAAGGUGAUAUUGCGUAUCUUCCUAUAAUUAUAACUGAGUUCGUGAAAGUCUUAUAAUGUUCAUAAUAAUUCUAGUUGUUUUCUUACUACUUAGUCAAUGUCCAGUUCGUCUUCCUGUCUAAUAGAUUUUGCAUUUAGUUAUUACGUAAGACACUUUAGGGUAUUUCAUAGUAAUUUUUUUAAGUUUCUUUUUUUGAUGUAAAUAUUAUGUCAUUGCCGUCCAAAUGUUAUAAGAGUUAAUAUUUAGUAGUUUCCAAGUGACCCCGAUCAUGUUACUGAAGAUUUUUAAUUAAUAGUGAAGAUGGAAUAUAUCGGUACAUAUUUUAUCAAAACGCAGAUUUUAAUCAAUUUUGUAGAUAUAUUUUUUAAAUUAACUAGAUAUUUUAAUCCAUAUUAACUUAUAUUAAAGUUCCCAAAAACGUAUUUUUGUUAUAUAAAAGACAUCAACGCGUACUAUUUUGCAUUUGGUUAUUUUUUCGUUAUUAAUUUUAAAUCCAGACAAAUGAAACCUUGCCGUGAAAUGUUUUUUUUUUUUUAAAUAAAUCUUUAGUGACGUGAUCGUGGUUUCAAUGCGCUAUACACAAUCACGUUCGUUCAUAGGUAUAAAUUGGAAGGGAUGUAUAUUUCUUCAAACCGUCUAGUAUUGUGUCGAGUAGAGCUUAUAUACAAUAAACAUAAUGUUCAAUAUUGCAAAAACCACGCUUGAAAACAGAGCUUGUCUCUCAUAUUUGACGUUUCUAUACAGGAAUGAACACGAAUAAAGUAUUUCUUUGUAUAAAGUAGAUAUAAUAAAAAUACGAUUUCAGAAGCGUUUUUCAAAGUGUAUAGUAAAAAUUUUAGACAAAAAUAUAUAAUUUCGGUGCUAAAGACCCUGAGGGAAUUUAUUCGGUGGUAAAAAAAUUGUUUGUAAAUAAAGGAAGCCGGUAUGUAAAAAGAAAUACGUAAUAUUUUGAGGCUACGUGUAUACAUAAAGCAUACAGGGUCACAAAGUUUAAAACUUGUAUAUACAGUAUAUACAUAGUUAUAUAGAUGUAUAAUGUCACUUAUAUACAUAGCAUUUAUAUGUACCACACCUGAAUAAAGCUCAUAUACCAACUACAGUAAAGUAUAGAGUAAAAUAAUUAGUUUUAUGGAAUAUUUGUGUAAAAUAAAUGUUUUAUUAUACAAACAGCAUAAUAUACAAUGUAAAUAAGACCCCUAUUCCUUGUUAUGUCAAUUUUAGAUAGCAUACAGUGGUUUUACCUGUGUUAUCUCCUUAAUUGCCAAAAUAGACGUUAUGACAUAUCUGUAGGCAGCAAAGUAUGGCUAGAUAUUUGUGGGUUGAAAUACCUUUUAAUACUUGGGAACUAUUUAUUAUUGCUAGUUUUUUGUACUACAAAACUCAGUACUUUUAUAGCCCUCUUCUCGUCAAGAUAAGGACUAUGCAUCCAAACAACUGCCAGUUGGCUGCUAACUCAACCUUAUAGCAAAUUAAAAAUGUAUAAUAUAUAUAUACAUAUUUGUUGAUAUAUACAUAUAUAUACAUAUAUACAUAGAGGAUGCAAACAGUUUCUCAAUAGUAAUAACUCAUGGUUUUUAGGUAUUAAAGGUAAAUAAAUCCAUAACUAUACAAUCCUCAGGUUUAUCAGUAUAGCUGUAAUACAAAAUGAAGGUGCUACAUAAAUGAUUAUUUAACUGAUGCUUCACGUGCCUUACCACGUCUUCCUUUACAAAUAUUUAGUGAAAUAUAAAUAAAAAAAUAAAAUAUAAUAUUUUUCGAAAAAGUAUUACGGUUCUACGCUUUAAAUCGGACGAUAAUAAAACAAUAAUAAUACUUAAUGUAUAGUUUAUAAUUUUAUUACGAAUUUGUUAGGUGAUUUUAUUUUUAAGCGUCAUCCAUUGACCUAUUAAUACUAUAGAACACAUAAAUGCUGACAUUGAUAGAAUUUUCUGGACGUAUGGUACGUAUAUGUUUCUUACAAGAACAGGAAAUAUUUUCCCAGAUUUUAUACAGGGAAGAUAAUGUAACCAAGUAAGUAUGUAGUCGUUACGUUAUGGCUCACCAUAUCAGUAGCUUUGAGCGGUUUAACAGAAACCCUGGCACCAACCUGGGUUAAUGAGGCCGCUCAUUGACCUCAUAACCCACACAAGUGAAGAAUAAAAGUACCACUUUAUGUUCUUAAAAAAAAAUUGAUACGUAAUCCGUUAAACAUGGGCAGGCCAGCGUAACAUGAAAUACCAUAACAACCCCUGUAAUAACUUAAAAGUUUAAAAAUAAGUUACAUUUUCAAAUCUGUAUUAUAUAUUUUACAUGUUGUGUAUUUAAAAAGGCAGUCUCUUUUAUAGCUAAGGAAUAAUAUGUACGAUGGACCAGUGACUUACAAACCGUGUAAAAUGUCUAUAGUUAUAUUGUGUGUCAAUUGUUUGUGUAUUUGAUAUCCGUUAGUUUUGGGACAAGUCGAAAUGAAAAACAGAAUAAUUAAGUAUAUACUAAGUCAAUAUUUAAAAAGAACAAAUACCUUAAAAAUACUGAAAGAGCGUGUUAAGCUUUACGCCACGUAAUAUAUAAAGUAUAUAUACCAUUUAAUAUCAUUCAUCUUACAGACUAUUAAUAGAGGUAACCUAUAGUAUGACACAAGAUUCUAAUUUCAUAAGUAACAAAUCGGUAUCUAGUAAACAUCUUCGACACUUUGUCAUACUGUAAAUUACUUACUAUUAAGUUACUAAAAAUGAUUUACACAUGAACGCUGAAGUAAUAACGAUGAUUAUAGCCGAAUGGCUAAUAUAUUAAUACCACUAUACUAUUACUAUAACAGUGCAACUAUUAUAGUGCAUACAUACAUACAUAAACAGCGUAUAUACGUCCCACUGCUGGGCACAGGCCUCCCUUCAAUCAACCGGAGGGGGUAUGGAGCAUACUCCACCACGCUGCUCUACUGCAGGUUGGUGGAGGUGUUUUUACGGCUUAUAGCCGGAUCCAACGGCUUAACGUGCCCUCCGAAGCACGGAAUUAUAUUACUUUUUCGGACAAUCAGGUGAUUCAAGCCUGAAAACUCCUUACUAAACAAAGGACAGUCUCACAAUCGAUCAUUUGCUCUGAGGUUGUGAAUUAUUACUACUUGGAACAGGCCUUCAACAAUAAUGAUAAGGAGUAUCCUGUUGUUCUAUAGGAUAAGGGCAAAAAAAAGAUGUGUGAAGGAUCACGCAUUUCAAAAUUCAUGUCAUAAUCUACCAAAAUCAAACAAUAAAAUAUACUUGAUUCGAUGUCAAAGUAUCCCAUAUUCGACUUGUCCGAACAAGACUUGAAGUAAUUGUUAUAUUUAGUGUAUAAUUGUGUAUAACAAGGUCAUAGUCACUUAGUUAAUUCCGUAUGAACAUUGUACUUAGAAUGAAUAGCUUACUACUAAGUUCGAUCCAACUUAAAUAUUUAUGUGGAAAGAAUAAAAGCGACGAUUUAUUUGAAACAA
Pectinophora gossypiella (pink bollworm) is the source of this 5665-nucleotide messenger RNA. Its product is annotated as polyhomeotic-like protein 3. The transcript is spliced from 10 exons. The record is from RefSeq and is a predicted model, not a curated record. The coding region runs from base 575 to 1897 and encodes 440 amino acids. NCBI's taxonomy places the organism in Eukaryota, Metazoa, Arthropoda, Insecta, Lepidoptera, Gelechiidae. Gene Ontology annotation, cellular component: PRC1 complex. Gene Ontology annotation, molecular function: protein binding.